AUGGGCAGACUUAUCAAGAACCACUGGGGUCGACUCAUCAUUCUCACCGCCGCAGCUUAUCAAGUUGCUGCCGCCAUUGAAGGGUUCAUUUGGCCCAAGAUCUUUUGGGAUUUCCUCACCAAGAACCUAGACCCAGCAGUGAAGCCAAUUCCUAUCCUGCAGAGUAUCAACCUCAUCUUCGGCCUCGGCAUGUUUGCUCUUGAGUGGCCCUUGAGUUUUAUUGCCGGAUCAAGCCUCCACCGAUCUCUGGAGUUUCGACUUGCCAUCCUGCCACUAACGGCACUCGCCUCAAUCUUGAUGUACCAAUCCACCAACCCGGCAAUCUACUAUGUGAUUGGAAUGAUAGUGUACUUUGUGGCGUAUAGUGAAGGCGAGAUGAUUUGCGCAAAGCCGUGGACCUUGCCGCAAAGGGGCAUGAAUGGGCCAGGAAUGCGGGCAUAA
Molecule: messenger RNA, 441 nt
Organism: Pochonia chlamydosporia 170
Lineage: Eukaryota; Fungi; Ascomycota; Sordariomycetes; Hypocreales; Clavicipitaceae
Product: PRO41 protein
Exons: 3
Coding region: 1-441 (146 amino acids)
Source: RefSeq, a predicted model, not a curated record